AUGCUUUUUCACCCGGUACAUCUCAUCAACGACAUUUUCACAAAUGGUCAACAAACUCAACUUGUUUUAUGCGAAUGCUGUGAUCAGAUUAAUGAUUUGACGUUGAUGAUGAACGUGAGAGUAUUACACGUUAUUUAUAACGAGGGUCUUAUUGAGCACACCCCUUUACCACCCACUUUGGUGGAAUUAGCUGUUAUAUCAAACUGUCCCGUCGAUGGUAUUCCCUCCCAGCUUGAAGUAGUUGGUUACAUUAGUCGUGAUUGUCGUGAUAUCAGUGUGAGAUCCUCCAAACUUAAACGCCUGUUGAUAACAAGAGCCAAAAAGUUAACAAUCGAUUGUCCCAAUAUUGAAGCUAUGAACCGAAAGCAUUAUCUGUCAAUUGAGGAGUGCAACGUCCCCAAUGUGUCGGAAUUAGACACAAUUGAUCGAGCGGGUCUUUUGGAACGGGUCCCCAACCUUCGUCGUCUCACCAUAACCGAAGGGAAUUCGAAGUGGGCCGAUCUUGUCAUCACCCAACGCCUUGAAUGGGUUAAGCUUGUACGUGUCAAAUUAGGGCAUAUGGUGCUUUCAGCAAACUCAAUUUCGGUUGAUUCGUGUAAGUUCACUCACGCUCCCACCUUCACGACGAAGUACCUUAGACCCUGA
Molecule: messenger RNA, 645 nt
Organism: Diutina rugosa
Lineage: Eukaryota; Fungi; Ascomycota; Pichiomycetes; Serinales; Debaryomycetaceae
Exons: 1
Coding region: 1-645 (214 amino acids)
Source: RefSeq, a predicted model, not a curated record